CACACCACGUCGUCACACGCAAACCACCGCGACGACGACACGACCGAAACGAAAGAGUCGCCACACGAGUGCACUUCGCUCGCGAUCAAGCCAUGGCUUUCGCGGCUCGCCGUAGCGGUGCACUGUUGAUGACGCUGGUCGUGGCGGCGGCUGUGGGGCUGGCCGGCGCGGACUUCGCGGCGGACAAGGCGGAGUGUGCGGACAAGCUGAUGGGGCUGGCGACGUGCCUGACGUACGUGCAGCUGACGGCGACGGCGCGGGCGCCCACGCCGGACUGCUGCACCGGGUUCCGGCAGGUGCUGGGCACCAGCAAGCGGUGCAUGUGCAUCCUGGUCAAGGACCGCGACGAGCCGGCGCUGGGCAUCAAGGUCAACAUCACCCGCUCCAUGAACCUCCCCUCUGUUUGCAACAUCGCCGCCACCUUCUCCGACUGCCCCAAGAUCCUUAACAUGUCGCCGGACUCCAAGGAGACGGAGAUCUUUAAGCAGUAUGCGCGUGAGCACGAGGGCAAGAACGCCGCCACCACUUCGCCCACCGCCGCCGCCGCCACCGCCACCGGUACCGCCACCGGGAAGAGCGUGGACGCGACGUCCGGUGCAGGGAGGCACACGGUGGUCUUCGCCGUCGUCGUCUCGGCGGUGCUCGCCUCCGCCUUUGUUCUUGCGUGAUGAUAGGCUUGGCUGCGGCUGUAGGAAAGAGACCAAGGCAUUUUCAUGAUUGUGUUGGGCUGGGCUGUGUAGUUUGCAGCCUUCGGCCUUCAGUUCGGCUUUCAGUUUGCUGUGUGUAGCGAGUGAAUCCUCAUCACAGAAAAAAUAAAUUGUUGUGCAGUGCGUGAGUUGCAA
This is a messenger RNA of Triticum urartu, 842 nucleotides long. Its product is annotated as non-specific lipid transfer protein GPI-anchored 14. Gene Ontology annotation, molecular function: lipid binding. Gene Ontology annotation, biological process: lipid transport. The record is from RefSeq and is a predicted model, not a curated record. NCBI's taxonomy places the organism in Eukaryota, Viridiplantae, Streptophyta, Magnoliopsida, Poales, Poaceae.